AUGUACGCUGUAGACACCCAGUCGUCCGUCACUGAUGAGAUUGGAGAGACGCAUGGAAAGCCCAGGGGCAAGCGAAGUGGACUCGCACCGGGCAGUUUAGCCGCUGCCACAGUCGACUCCCACAAGGCCGCGGUUCUGCAGGAGGUCAUGGGUGAGACCGGCUCCCGUAGUGUGGUCGUUGCAGUUGACAAGGUGUUCUCUGGUUCAAUCCGGCUCGACGGGGAUGCCAUAGUUGACUUUGUCAAGGCCCUAUGCCAGUCCAUAAAACUAGUUAAUGCUUCAAUUAAUAAUUUAUUCCUCUGUCGGUAA
Mesocestoides corti is the source of this 309-nucleotide messenger RNA. The record is from the annotation of a GenBank genome assembly. Lineage: Eukaryota; Metazoa; Platyhelminthes; Cestoda; Cyclophyllidea; Mesocestoididae.